Anopheles aquasalis is the source of this 4178-nucleotide messenger RNA. RefSeq lists its product as uncharacterized. Gene Ontology annotation, cellular component: extracellular region. The record is from RefSeq and is a predicted model, not a curated record. Gene Ontology annotation, molecular function: chitin binding. NCBI's taxonomy places the organism in Eukaryota, Metazoa, Arthropoda, Insecta, Diptera, Culicidae.
AAGAGAGAGGUUGACCAUCGCCUAUCUCUUCUAAGUCAAAAUGGCAUAUUACAUCCGCCUGUCGUUAUAGUAAGCGAUGAUAAGAUUAGUGGUCUACUCAUCCCCCGCGUGGGUAUUUAAACCCGUGGUCCAUCGAAUAACACCUCAGUAUUCGCCAUUUGGUGCGAAGGAUUUCUGGUGUUUGCUAGUUUCCAGUGGUUAACUGAACAAUGGGUACGAGAGUUCUGUGGACGAUCGUUACCCUCGCGGUCCUGGCCGGAUCCGGGGUCCAUGCGCAACAGCAGGCAUGCGCCGAGGCGGAGAACUUCUCCUACAUUCGCGAUCCAUUCUUCUGUUACCGUUUCUACCAGUGCAUCGAUGGCAGCCCGUACCCCAUGCGUUGCCCAGACGAUCAGUGGUUCAGUGAGGAGCGCCAGGAGUGUGGUGAUCCCUCCGGUAUCGUGUGCGAAGUAGAGGACCGCCCACCAACCGUGACACCAACGCCCGGUAUUUGUAACGGAGUCGAGAACAACCGCUUCGUGCUGCAUCCACUGUUCUGCAACGAAUAUUAUCUGUGCGUUGGGGAAAUCGGAUUCCCCAUCAUAUGUCCAACUGGGCUGUGGUUUGACGAAACGCGAGAGGUUUGUGGUGAUCCGGCUGACAUCAGUUGCCCCCACGGACGUCCCGGUGCGGCGCGGUGUCGUGAUGAGCCCGAGUUUGCGCUGGUUCCGAGCGAAUACGCUUGCUACCGUUACUACCAGUGCGUCAACGGGUUCCCCUAUCCCAUGACAUGCCCCGAGGAGCAGUGGUUUGAUCGAGAGCGCGAUGUUUGCGAUUGGAUCGAAAAUGUGCCCGAGUGUGAGUUGGCGCCAGGUACGCAACGGCCACCGACGGCCGGUAUAUGCGAUGCGGCACCGAACAAUCGGUUGCGUCCGAAUCCGACGUCCUGCAACCGUUAUUACGUGUGCGUGGAUCAAAUCGGUUGGCCCAAGUACUGCCCCUUGAAUCUGUGGUUUGAUGAAGCCCGGCAAACAUGCAGUGCACCCGGGUUCACCGAUUGUGCGCUCGGUCCACCGUUGCCACCACCACGGCCCGAUAACCCGUGUAAUGAUGUGGAGAAUCUGGCGUUCAUACGGGAUGACUUCUACUGUUACCAGUACUACCAGUGCCGGAAUGGGUAUGCGUUCCCGCUUAUCUGUCCCGCGGAUCAGUGGUUUGAUGUGCAACGGCAGCGCUGCAUUGACUACCGUGAGGUGGAGUGCGAGAUCGAGGAUGGUCCCCCACCGCCCAUCAAGCCAACGCCCGGCAUUUGCAACGGUGUCUUCGAGGAGCGGCUGAUAUUGCACCCCCGGUUCUGCAACCAGUACUACAUCUGUGCGGAUCAGGUUGGCAUUCCGGUGAUAUGUCCGGCUGGGCUGUGGUUUGACGAGGAUACACAAUCCUGCCGCUCGCCCUUGUUGGUCGAUUGUCCGCACGGUGCUACACCACCACCGGAGGAUCCCUAUCGGCUGUGUGACGGUGUGGAGGGUUAUGGCAACGUACGCCAUCCAAACUACUGCUACCGUUACUACCAGUGCCUCGACGGUGUCCCAUAUCCGAUGAUUUGCGAGGGAGAUCUCAUCUUCGAUCGUGAGCGCCAGGUGUGUGACGUACAGCAGAACGUCCAGUGUGAAGUGACACCACCGCCAAUUGUUAAACCACCACCGACGAUUGGAAUCUGUAACGAUGCACCGAAUGGCCGGCUGGAGGCGAACCCACUGUACUGCAAUCAGUAUUACAUAUGCGUCAACGAGAUCGGUUGGCGGUUGGUGUGUCCACAGGGCCUGUGGUUCGAUGUCGAGCGGCAACAGUGUUCGGAGGCGGGCUCGGUUGAGUGCGGUCUCGCACCGGAACGUCCACCAACCACACCGAAUCCGUAUGCCCGCUGUUCUGGCAUCCCGAACAAUGCGUACGUCCGUGACGAAAGCUUCUGCUAUCGGUACUUCAAGUGCGUCAACGGAUCACCGUUCCCAAUGGUCUGUCCCGCGGAACAGUGGUUUGAUGAGGCCCGCCAACAGUGCCGACCGCAAGAGCUGGUUGAGUGUGUCAUCGAUGAGCUACCAACACGCCCACCACCGACCGCCGGAAUCUGCAAUGGGGUGUCUAACUCGAUCCAGGUGCCAAAUCCGUUCAGCUGUAACCAGUUUUACAUUUGCGUCGAUCAAAUAGGUUUCCCACAGGUUUGUCCUCCCGGAAUGUGGUUCCAUGAGGAUGGGCAAACGUGUCUUCCGGUUGCUGAGACGUCGUGUGCACUUGGACCACCUACGACGACGACGUUGGCACCACAUCCGUGGGGUCAGUGUGAUUUUAUGCCAAACUAUAGCUUCGUGCGGAACGAGUUUUACUGUUACCGGUACUUCCAGUGCAUCGAUGGUCGUCCUUAUCCGCUUAUCUGUCCCGCCGAACAGUGGUUCAGUGAGGAGCGCCAGGGGUGCGAUGAUCAGGCGAACGUCCGGUGUAUCGUGAAUCCGGCACCACCGGUCGUUCCCGCGACCCCCGGCAUUUGUAACGAUGUGCCCGAUGGUGAAAUGGUCCUGAAUCCGCGUGCAUGUAAUCAGUACUACAUCUGCGUGGGCCAGAUCGGGUUUACAUUGACCUGUCCCGAGGGACUUUGGUUCGAUGCACAGGAUCAGCGUUGUGAGCGACCGGCGAACGUGUAUUGCCCACUGGCACCAACCGUCACGACACCCGAUCCGUUUGAAGCUUGCGAUGGUGUUGAGGAGGGUGGACUGCUACGGAACGAGUUCUACUGUUAUCGGUACUACCAGUGCAAGAACAACGUCCCGUACCCGAUGAUAUGUCGACCGGACCUUUGGUUUGAUCAGGAACGACAGCUCUGCGACACACCGAGCAACGUCCAGUGUUUCCUGCGCCCUGGCAAUCCCGGGCCACCGAAUGCAACACCCAACAUUUGUGUCGGUGUGGCGAACGGCCAGCUGACACGCAACUGGAACUACUGCAAUCAGUACUAUUUGUGCGUGAACGAGAUCGGUUGGCCACAAAUAUGCCCGGAUGGGUUGUGGUAUGAUGAGGAUCGGAAGACGUGCGACGUGCCCGAGAACGUGCAGUGCCCGCUAACACCUACGACGGUUGCACCGACACCGUGGGAUCGGUGUGUUGGUGUGGAGGACCUUUCAUUCGUCUCGGAUGAUGACUUCUGCUAUCGCUACUAUCAGUGCGUUAACGGUGUUCCGUAUCCAAUGAUUUGCCCAAAUGAUCAGUGGUUUGAUGAGCGCCGUCAGGUGUGUGACUUUACGCAGAAUGUCGAGUGUGAGAUCCACGAUGUGUUGCCACCGCCAAUGCCAACCGAUGGUAUUUGUACCGGGCUCUCCAACAGUGUGCAGGUGCAGCAUCCGGUGUUUUGUAAUCGGUUCUACAUCUGUGUGGAUGAGAUAGGUUUCCCACAAAUCUGUGCCGCCGGACUGUGGUUCCAUGAGGAACGGCAAACGUGUGCCAGUCCGCUGGAGGUCGAGUGUCCGAAUGGGUUGACCACGACACCGUCACCGAUUGAGGGAAUUUGCAACGAUGUACCUUCGGGGACGUACGUACCGAACCCGGUCGACUGCAGCCGCUACUAUGUGUGCGUUAACAUGUACCCAUACUCGAUCGAGUGCCCCGGAGGUAAUUGGUUCGAUAGGAAUCUGCUCCGGUGUGUACCGAUUGCGGAGGCGGAGUGUGCUGACACAGUCACGACCGUACCGACCCCCGGUAUCUGUGAGGAUCGGGAUGAUGGUGUGCGUGUUCCGAGUCCAGAAAGCUGUGCGCUGUUCUACACUUGCCUGAACGAGGUUGGCAAUCCUUCGUUCUGUCCUCCGGGGCUGUGGUUUAGCGAGGAGCUGCAGGAUUGUGACGAUCCGGAGAACGUGAACUGUACCGUGGAACCUUCGACGACGGUUUCGCCGAGUGCUGGGAUCUGCGAUGGACAGCCGGAUGGUCGGUAUGUGGCUAGUCCGUACACCUGCACCCAGUUUUACGUAUGCGUGAACCAGAGUGGCUACCCGUCGGUCUGCUCUUCGGGACUUUGGUUCAGCGAGGCGGCCCAGGAGUGCGUUGAUCCUUCCGAGUCCGAGUGUACCGUAUCGUAGGUUCGAUUCGCUUCGCGUGAAGUUUCCGCCAGAAGCAUUUCAACGAAUGAUGUUCCAAUAAAGCUUUGCAGCCAU